CUGCGCACAGCAUCCCCAGUCCACUCUCCCCUGACAGGACGGUCGCACUGCAGCAAGCUGUGAGGAGCUGACGGAAAAAUACUUUUUACAGCCAAGAAGUCAGUCCAUCCUGCGUCAGCUGAAAUGCUGCUGAGAAGAGUCCGACAUGUCCAAACUCUUCCACUUCUCUGUGCAGUCUGCCAUCUCACUCUGGCGUUCCCCACCCAAACACCAUCUGCAUAUGAUGAUGUCCAGUCCCUCCAGGUGAACAUCCCCCACUCAGGUCCGGUUUCUGCCCCAUUGGGCAGCUCCAUCUCCAUCCCCUGCUUGGUGUCUCUAUCCUCCAUACCCACCACCUCCUCCUCUUCCCCUGUUGUACCGCGGGUCAAGUGGACUGUGGUGUCCGAUGGGGUGGAGACGCAGAUCUUGGUGGCGCAGGGUGAAAGGGUGAAGGUCAACGAAGCAUACAAGUACCGCGCCGCAUUGCUCAACUACACGUACUCCUCUGAUGAUGUGUCACUGUGGCUGGGACAUUUGCACUCCAGUGACUCGGGUCACUAUCGCUGCGAGGUGCAACAGGGCCUGGAGGACGCCAGUGACCUCAUACAACUCAAGGUCAAAGGUGUUGUAUUUCACUACAGAGAUGCCCUGGGCCGGUAUGCGUUUUCCUUCCAUCAAGCCCAGAGGGCUUGUGAGGCCAUCAAGGCAGAAAUCGCCACUGCCGACCAGCUUCUGGCAGCAUAUUAUGAUGGAUAUGAGCAGUGUGAUGCAGGCUGGCUGGCAGACCAGUCUGUCAGGUACCCAAUCCAAAUGCCCCGUGAAGGUUGCUAUGGAGACAUGAAUGGGCAACCAGGAGUGAGAAACUACGGGACAAUGGAUCCAGAUGAUCUUUUUGAUGUUUACUGUUACGUGGAACAAAUGCACGGAGAGGUGUUCCAUGACUCUGUGCCGCAGCGGUUGUCAUUUGAUGAAGCAAAGUCAUACUGCCGAGCUGCCGGGGCAGAGCUGGCUACAACAGCACAACUGUACUUGGCAUGGAGUGAAGGUCUGGACCGUUGCAGCCCUGGCUGGCUGUCUGAUGGCAGUGUGCGCUACCCCAUCACAUCCCCCAGAGAGCGCUGUGGAGGGCCUCAGCCAGGUGUUAAAUCCCUCUACCGCUUCACCAACCAAACUGGUUUCCCAGAGCCAUCCAGCCUUCAUGACGUUUAUUGUUUGAAAGAUAGCAGAAAAGCUGCCACUGAAUCUCCUAUGGACUACAUGGCCACAGAACCUGAAGACAUUGGGCAAGAUGUUGUUAUUCUUAUGGAAACAGCUCAAGAGCUCCAACUGAACCAACAUGCAGAGCAAGUGGAGCGAGAGGCUCAAAGUGUCCUUGAAUCUUUUCCCUUUGUCUCCCACCCUUCCACCAAGGAAAACCUGGUUGACACACAUCCAACAGUCAUAUCAGACACAACAGAGUCUCCCCUCAACACCACAUCUACAUUUGACCUCCUUCAACAAUUGGUUGAAAAUUCAUCUCCUACAGAAAUGAGCUAUCACUCCCAGCACCCUACAGCACUGAUGAACAGCCCUAUCAGCAGCACAGAAACCUAUGAUUUCCCACAAAACACAUCAUUACUGCCCAGUUUUUACAAUGAGACAGAUUCCCACCAGAACCUCAACUUCACCUUUCACCAAUUUGAACUUGAAAACACCACAGGGUUUCCUGAACCAUCAUUUGAACCUCACUCACAUAACUGGACAGUACCAGACACAAACCCUGAGAGGCCAAUGGAUUCCCAGGAACUUCAAGAGACCAACUUGGAUUUAAGCAGAUCACAAGCCAAUUACAGCGAGGCAGAGAGCAACCAUACUCAAGAGGAGAAUGUCCUGGAGGCAGCCCCAAUCACGCCUGACAACAUGCUCCAUCUGAAGCUUGAAGAAGCAGCAGUAGCAGGCCCUGGGCAGAUGUCUCUCUCGACUCAGUUGCCAAUUGAGGAAGGACAGCUUCUUACACAAACUACCCAAGCUACCAUCAAAAAGCUAACUUCAUUGUGGCUCCCUCUUGAUGGGUCUGGAGAUAUUUCUCAAGAGAGUGACCUUGAUGUAGAAGCUGUCAGUUUCACCUCCACAUCAGAUUCUUCUUAUGGCUUCACCACUCACCCGUCACCUUCUACUUCAGCUAGCAGCGCUCCUGCUGAGCCUCGGACUGCACUCCCAGAUCCAACGUCUUCAUCUGGGUCACAAAAUACUGACAAACUUGGCUUGGAUAUCCUCUCCACAGCAGCACAAUUGUGGGAGUCAUCCAUUUCUAGACAGGAAGGAAGUACAAGCUUAGAAACUGAAAACACAGUCACCAUGGAAAGUGAGGAAAAACAGCUGCACACGACAAAGGCUGAAGACAAUCUUACUUCUGGAGUAAGUUUAGCUACAACUGAGUCUCCAGAUGGGUCGAACACCUCUCAGUUGCCUACUGAUUCCGCAACAGCACGGUAUCAGACAUCGGGGUACAGAGUGUAUUUGGAUCCUGUGACUACUACUUAUGAAGAGGCAAGUGGACAGGAGCCUGGUACAUUUACUGCAGUCCUUGGAGAAGACGUUAAAGUUGCUCCAAACCUUGAAGACGAUGUUAGAUUUAGCCAAAUCCUUGAAGAGGAAAUUAAAGUUUCCCCAACUGCUGAAGAGGAGGCUAAAGUUUUCUUUUCACUGGAACAGGAAGUUAAAGUUUCCCCAACCACUGAAGAGGACAUUGCAGUUACCCCAACAACCGAAGAGGACAUUACAGUUAUCCCAACCCUUGAAGAUGACACUAAAGUUGCCUCAACCUUUGAAGAAGCUGAAGUUUCCUUUUCACUGGAAGAGGGACUUCCAGUUGCCCCAAUCCAUGAAGAGGAAACUGGUGUUGCCCCAACACUUGAAAAAGCUAAAGUUGCCCCAACUUUAGAAGCUAACAUUUCCCCAACUUUAGAAGCAGAAGCUAAUGUUGCCUCAACCCUUGAAGAAGAAGCUAACAUCACCUCAACCCUUGAAGAAGAAAGUAAGAUUUCUCUUACUUUAGAAGAAGAAGCUAAUGUUGACUCAACCCUUGAAGAAGAAGCUGACAUCCCCUCAACCCUUGAAGAAGAAGCUAACAUUUCCCCAACUUUAGAAGAAGAAGCUAACAUUGCCUCAACCCUUGAAGAAGAAGCUAACAUCACCUUAAGCCUAGAAGAAGAAGCUAACGUUGCCCCAACCCUUGAAGAAGAAGCUAACGUCACCUCAUUCCUUGAAGAAGCUAAUGUUGCCCCAACAUUUGAAGAAACUAACAUUGCCCCAACCCUUGAGAAAAAAGCUAAUGUUUCCACACCCUUCGAAGAAGCUACCAUUGCUCCAACCAUUGAAGAAGACACUAACAUUACUUCAACCGCUGUAGAAGAAGCUAACGUUGCCUCAACCCUUGAAGAGGAAACUAAUGUUGCCCCAAUGCUUGAAGAAGCUAAAGUUGUCCCAACCCUUGAAGAAAAGGCUAACAUCUCAACAACUUUAGAAGAAGUAGCUAACACCACCCGAACCCUUGAAGAAGCUAAUGUUGCCCCAACCCUUGAAGAAACUAACAUUGCCCCAACCCCUGAAGAAGAAGAUAAUUUUUCCCCACCCUUAGCAGAAGCUACCAUUGCCCCAACCAUUGAAGAAGAAGCUACCGUUGCUUCAGCCCUUGAAGAAGAAGCUAAAGUGGCCCCAACCCUUGAAGAAGCUAAUGUUCCCCCAACCUUUGAAGAAACUAACAUUGCCCCAACCCCUGAAGAAGAAGAUAAUGUUUCCCUACCCUUAGAAGAAGAAGCUGUUGUUACCUCAGCCUUAGAGGAAGAAGCUAAUGUUGCUUCAACUUCAGAAGAAGAAUAUAAUGUUGGUUCAACCUUAGAAGAAGAAGUUAAAGUUGCCUCAACCUUAGAAGAAGAACUUAAUGUUUCCUCAACCUUAGAAGAAGAAGCUAAUUUUGCUGCUGCCUUAGAAGAAGAAGCCAACGUUGCCUCGGGCCUUGGAGAAGAAGGUAACGUUGCCUCAACCAUUGAAGAGGACUUUACCAUCUCUCCUCUUGAAUCUCAAACAUCUAACUGGGCUCUGCUGACAACCACAAUAGGACCCCAAGAAUCUCUGAAAGAUCUUGAGUACAGCAGAAAAACCUCCUCCAUCACCUCCACAGUAGCUCCAGAUUCCUCCUCUAGUACAAAGCCCUCCUCUGCUACGACAAAGACGACCGCUGCCAACAUCACAACCACCACACACUGGUCCAGACAUACCUGGAGCCCAACCACCUCAAUACCGAGAGUUUUCCACAAGACAACGGAACCCCAGAAGGUGACGCACCUCAUACCACCAGUGGAUCAGGGUCUGGUAGAUGUUGAGUUUAGGCUCAUCCAGCCACCAACCCUGCAUAUCUUGCCCAAUGAGAGGGCAGCUGUAGGCGGUACAGGGAAAGUUUCAGAUGCCUGUAAGGACGACCCCUGUCUCAAUGGGGGCACCUGUACAGACCGAGACGGGCAGAUUAAAUGUCUCUGUUUGCCAACAUAUGGAGGACACCUCUGUCAGACCGACCUGGAGCGAUGUGAGCCAGGCUGGGAUAAGUUUCAUGGUUUCUGUUACCGACACUUCAGCCAGCGUCUGAGCUGGGAGGCCGCGGAGCAGCACUGUCGCAUGCAAGGAGCUCAUCUGGUGUCCGUCAUGACCCCCGAGGAACAGAGUUACAUCAACAGCAACUACAAGGAAUACCAGUGGACCGGUCUGAAUGAUAAGACCAUCGAGGAUGAUUUCCGCUGGUCUGAUGGCAACCCACUGCUGUACGAGAACUGGUACAGAGGGCAGCCGGAUAGCUACUUCCUCUCCGGAGAAGACUGUGUGGUGAUGGUGUGGCACGAUGACGGACGCUGGAGUGACGUGCCCUGCAACUAUCACCUGGCCUACACCUGCAAGAAAGGCACCUCCUCAUGUGGCCCACCACCAAAGGUCCGAAACACCUUCAUAUUUGGAAAAGCUCGACAGAGAUAUGAAACCAACGCAGUUGUACGUUAUCACUGCGCCCAGGGUUUCCAGCAGAGACUAAAUCCUCUGAUCAAAUGUCUGUCUGGGGGCACUUGGGAGAGGCCACAAAUCCUCUGCAUCCCUGAGGCUGGAAGUCCAACCCAGCACCCUGACGUGACGUCACCGACCAACGACAACUUUGCAGCGAAUGAAGAUGAGUUUGAAGCCACUAAAGAGACACCACAGUACUGGGACAUCAAGUUUUAAAAGUCAGCCACGCUUUCCUUGUCUUGUUUUCUUAAACUCUGCUGUUGUAACAUGACAAGGUGUAAAGAACCGAAUGCUUUUACCAAUGAAUGCUCAAACAGGACAAAAUGAACCACAAAAAACACAGAAACACAGGUCAAACUGAACUGAACUUCCUCUUUGCCUUAGUGCACAGAGAGGAGCUAAUUUUCUUUGGAGGGAGACACUGUUUACUUAAAAAACAUUCCUAUUUUUUGAUGUCCUUUAAAAUACAUUUUAAUGUAUUUGGUUAAGGGGAUUUUAGGGGUUAAUGCAGUGACUGGCAGAGCGAAAAAGAGGCUAAAGUGAUUACCUGAUGAGUCCUAAUACAGUAAAUGUGUCUAAAUUACUAUGCCAGCUCCAAAUCUACAUUAUAACUGUUCUCUUUGUGGUUUUUCUUACAUCAAAAACCUUUUUAUAAAAUGGUGCUAAUGUCUUCAAGACCUUUCAAUCCAACAGAGAUUUUUGUUUUCAGUGUGACAUAGGAGUAGAAAACAUGUUCAUGGUUUUUCAAAGAAUCCUACAACUCCAAAGCACAAAGUCAACCUUAACAAAGAGUCAAUAAAUACUGUACAUAUAUUAGUUUUCAAACCUGUGAUGCUGUCCGCAUUUUUUUGAGAGAAACCUUUGACUUCCUGCAGACACAGUUUUGUUCGUCAGCUUUAUGUUGUAAUAAAGUUUUGUAGAACAGAGCAAAGAAUAAAU
Molecule: messenger RNA, 5946 nt
Organism: Xiphias gladius (swordfish)
Lineage: Eukaryota; Metazoa; Chordata; Actinopteri; Istiophoriformes; Xiphiidae
Product: brevican core protein-like
Exons: 14
Coding region: 124-5223 (1699 amino acids)
Biological process (GO): cell adhesion
Molecular function (GO): hyaluronic acid binding
Source: RefSeq, a predicted model, not a curated record